This is a messenger RNA of Canariomyces notabilis, 1008 nucleotides long. RefSeq lists its product as uncharacterized. Bases 1 to 1008 code for a protein of 335 amino acids. The transcript has a single exon. Gene Ontology annotation, cellular component: cell cortex of cell tip; plasma membrane. The record is from RefSeq and is a predicted model, not a curated record. Gene Ontology annotation, biological process: fungal-type cell wall organization. Lineage: Eukaryota; Fungi; Ascomycota; Sordariomycetes; Sordariales; Chaetomiaceae.
AUGGCCAGCUUCGGGCGAUUCGUGUGCGUGCUGCUGCCGUUCCUGCUGACGCUGGCAUCGCUGGUUGCGAUGCUGAUAGCGGGUCUGGCGGGCGUAGCCGACAAAUCGCUCUACAUGUUCCAAGUGAACACGACCGACCUCUCAAUAUCACCCUUGUCGCUUGCGAAUGUCCUCGAUGCUGCGGGCGUCAACACGCGAAAUGCCGAGGCCGAUGUCGCCGACGCCGCCAUUAGCAGCCGCCAGACCCCGAGCAACAUCACGGCUGCCGACCUGGGCCUUCACAAGAUUUACGACGUUGGCGUGUGGGCCUACUGCUACGUCCCGCAAAACGGCCCGCGCGAAUGCACCAAGCCUGCCUUCGGCUGGGCCAACAACGUGCUCAAUACGACAACGGGCAACCUCACUCAGUUGGCGACGGCUUCGGGCCAAACGGUGACGCUGCCCGAGGACAUUACCAACUCGAUGCAAGUGUUUAGCACCGUCUCCCGUUGGACGCAGAUUGUCUUUGUCAUCGCCUACGCGGCGCUCGCCCUGGAGCUGCUAUUUGGCCUGCUCGCCAACUGCAGCCGCAUCUUCUCGUGCAUCACCUGGCUCAUCGCGCUGGUCGCCGCAGCCGCCGUUUCCGCUGCGGCGGCGCUCUCCACGGCCACGUCGGUGGUGGUCGUCGGCGCCGUUGAGGCCACGGCCAAGUGGUACGGCGUGGGCGGCGAGCUUAACGUGCGCUUCCUCGCGGCCGUCUGGCUCGGCGCCGCGUUCGCCGUCGCCGCCGGCCUGUUCUGGCUCUUCACCAUCUGCUGCUGCGCGCCCGACCACUCGUCGCGCCGCUCCCGCGGCUUCCGCGACCAGGGCGAGAAGUUCGCCCCGAGCGCCACCUCGUCGUACCAGCGCCUCGAGCCCAGCGGUGGUGCCUACGCCGCCGGCGGCUAUGCCCAGCCUUACCCCCAGGCGUACGCCUCGCCGCAGCAGCACUCGGGCGCGUACGAGCCUUACUCGCAUGCUCGUGUUUAA